Xiphophorus hellerii (green swordtail) is the source of this 2134-nucleotide messenger RNA. Its product is annotated as NXPE family member 3-like. NCBI's taxonomy places the organism in Eukaryota, Metazoa, Chordata, Actinopteri, Cyprinodontiformes, Poeciliidae. The coding region runs from base 133 to 1893 and encodes 586 amino acids. The record is from RefSeq and is a predicted model, not a curated record. The transcript is spliced from 8 exons.
GAAGAGAGAGGCAGGAAAACACGCACACACACACACACACACACACACACACACAUCUCCACACAGCUCUGCGGAUUUCACCAAGUGAGGACGACGAUAGAGAAAAAUACAAAGGGCAAGUCGUCAUUUGUCAUGGAAGGCCAGACGUUCAGAAAACGUUUUCCUCUGAAGUACGGUUGGAUCUUCCUGUUCUUGGCCUGCCUUGUUUUAUGGGUCAUGUUUUACAGUGAAAACAUCACUGAUCACAUAACCUGCAGGUUAUCAGAGUUAAAGAUGAGCGUCCCCACCACUAAGGCUCCAACACCCAACACCACAACGUCAAAACGUCCCACUGAGCCUCCAGAGCCAGCCAACAUCUGCUCCUUCCACUCUGUGUUACCAGAGGACAUUCUGGAGGCAGAACUGUUGAAGGAGUCCAUCACCUGGCCUGAAACUCCUUCUCUCCCGCCUAACUUCUCUCUGAAUGACAGCAGUGGUCCAGCUCACAGCACCUUCACCAUUCUGCCAAGAAACGACAGAGGAAGUUGGCGAGUAGGGGAUCAGCUGGAGGUCCUGAUACAAAUCGCUGACUUCCACGGCCGCCGCAAGUCGUCAGGAGGAGAUGUUCUGCUCGCUCGGCUGCACAACCCGACUCUUUUUGCAGGCGUUGCAGGGCGAGUGUUGGAUCAUCGCAAUGGCUCUUACACUGCUGAAUUCUCUUUACUCUGGGAAGGAAGCGCACAGGUUGAGGUGACCCUGGUCCAUCCCAGCGAGGCGGUCACUGUGCUGGAAAGAAUCACCCAGCAGAACCCUGGCAGAAUUUAUUUAAAAGGCAACUUCCGCGCUGGCUCAGUCACUGAAGCUACUGCUUGCAACGUGUGCCUCAAGGAGCCACCGGAAAAACUGUGCAACUUCACCGACAUCCGCACCGGUGAGCCCUGGUUCUGCUACAAGCCAAAGAAACUCAAAUGUGAACACUGGCUCAUUCACUCAUCUGGAGGAUUCAGUCUGAAACUAAAGCCCAUGGAGGAAAAGCUCUUUCAAAGGGGUGUCAACUUGAAAGUCUUCAUUCAAUCAUCAGGGCCUUCAAACAUCACUAUUUUACCCAAACUGAAAGUUCUGAACGAAACAGUUUCCACAAACACAUCAGGACGAGGUGUGAUCACUCAACCUGCUGGUUAUUAUUACCAGGGUAUUUGGCGAGCCCUAGAUGGCUCCACAGUUCACCAGCUUACUAACAACUCAGCAAUUAGCCAGUGUUUGAGUGGCAAGGUGCUCCACCUGUAUGGAGACUCCACCAUCAGGCAGUGGUUUGAAUAUUUAAUCUCAGCAGCACCAGAUCUAAAGAAGUUUGACCUGAAAAGUCUAACGCAGGCAGGACCUUUUAUGGCCUUGAAUUACGCAAAGAACACCUUAGUGACGUUCCGCUGCCACGCUCCUCCCAUCCGCUUUGGUAAAUUGGGGAUCAGUCAGAUACGAUACAUUGCCAACGAACUGGAUGGUGUGGAUGGAGGUGAAAACACGGCUGUAGUUAUUGGCAUCUGGUCGCACUUCAGCACGUUCCCCGUUGAGGUCUACAUCCGGCGCCUGCUGACCAUACGGAGGGCAGUGGAGCGGCUGUUGACCAGAGCUCCAGGUACGCUGGUCAUCAUCAGGACCGCGAACCCCAAAGCGCUGUCCCUCUACGAUUCUCUGACCAACAGUGACUGGUAUUCAAUUCAACGUGACAAAAUACUCAGGACAAUAUUUAAAGGGGUCAAUGUCCGAUUUGUGGAUGCCUGGGAGAUGACCUUGGCCCACCACCUGCCACACAACCUCCACCCACAGCUUCCCAUAAUUAGAAACAUGCUAAAUGUUGUUUUAUCCCACAUAUGUUCUCCAGCAGGAAACUUUAAAAAAGCAACAAAGUUGUAGCAUAGGACCUGUAAUUGGGUAACUUCUGGUGAUUGGUGACACUUCAUCUAUAUCACAUUAAAGGAAUAUCAACCAGUUGUUACAAAGAUGGAAUAAAAAUGAGCAACACAGAAGUAGGUGAAGGAAAUUUGAUACUGGGAUGAAAUGGCCUCCAAGAAGGCUUUGAAGAAAGCCUUCUUUCAUGUUUAAGAAGUCUAUAUUUAUAUUGAAAUUUAGAUGUAAAUAAAAACAUUUAUUUUUU